CAUGCUUAGAAAGUGAGGUUAUAGUUAAGUAUUAAAUUUGAUCAAAACAUUGUAUAAUUUACUUCAUUUAUUUAUAAUAAAAUAUCUACAAUGCCUCACUGUUCUGCCAAGUGUGGUAAAAAUGCUAUUUUGAAAAGACCUAAAACAUCAGAUGUUUUGUGCAAAGAAUGUUUUUUCGAGGCAUUUGAAAAUGAAGUACACUUUACAAUUACUAAAGCUAAAUUAUUCAGGCCUAACACAACGGUAGCAGUUGCCGCCUCCGGUGGGAAAGAUUCGACAGUACUAGCAUAUGUAUUAAAAACACUUAAUGAAAAGUACCAUUAUAAUUUAAAUCUAGUUCUUCUAUCAAUCGAUGAAGGGAUUACUGGAUACAGAGACGAUAGUUUAGAGACUGUAAAACAAAAUCGUGAUGAUUACGAAAUGCCGUUAAAGAUUAUGUCAUAUAAGGAUCUUUAUGGGUGGACUAUGGAUGAAAUUGUUGCAGAGAUAGGAAGGAAGAAUAAUUGCACAUUUUGUGGUGUUUUUAGAAGACAAGCCUUAGACAGGGGAGCAAACUUAUUGAAAGUAGAUUAUUUGGCAACAGGACAUAAUGCAGAUGAUAUAGCAGAAACUGUUUUAAUGAACAUUUUAAGAGGUGAUCUAGCUAGAUUAAGUAGAUGUACAUCAAUUAUAACAGAUAGUGGAGAUGGUAUUCCUAGGGUCAAACCUUUAAAAUAUUGCUAUGAAAAGGAAAUAGUGAUGUAUGCAUACUUUAAAAAAUUAGUCUAUUUUUCAACAGAGUGCAUUUUUGCACCCAAUGCUUAUAGAGGACAUGCACGAGUUUUGCUUAAGGAUCUAGAAAAAAUUGACCCAGCUGUAAUUAUGAACAUUAUACAUUCAGGCGAGACCAUAAAAGUAAAUGAAAGUGCAAACAUGCCAACUCUGAUGAAUUGCACACGUUGUGGGUAUGUGUCUUCUCAAGAAGUCUGCAAAGCAUGUGUUUUAUUGGAGGGUUUGAACAAAGGAUUACCCAGGUUGGGUAUUGGAAAAUCAAGUAAGGUCAAGAGGAUAUUAAAGGAAAAUGAAGAGAAAGCUAACAAAACAUGUAUAAAAGAUGAUCAGUGUGGUGAUAGUGAAGACAAAAAAUGUUUAUGUUCAGGAAAACAAAAUUUGAGGCCAGUACAAUUGGAUGGGAUUGAUAUAGAGGAUUUAAAGAUUUAGUAAUUGUAUUUUUUGUAAAUAAAUAUUGUUUUUAUUA
This is a messenger RNA of Diabrotica balteata, 1237 nucleotides long. NCBI's taxonomy places the organism in Eukaryota, Metazoa, Arthropoda, Insecta, Coleoptera, Chrysomelidae. The record is from the annotation of a GenBank genome assembly.